Molecule: messenger RNA, 1209 nt
Organism: Thecamonas trahens ATCC 50062
Lineage: Eukaryota; Apusomonadida; Apusomonadidae
Product: gnat family Acetyltransferase
Exons: 2
Coding region: 1-1209 (402 amino acids)
Molecular function (GO): acyltransferase activity, transferring groups other than amino-acyl groups
Source: RefSeq, a predicted model, not a curated record
AUGACCGAGGCUGCGGGUGGGUACACGCUGCACUGCGUGGCGACGAGCGAGUCAACGCUGAUCAGCGGGGCGCAGUGGCUCUGCCACGAGUACGCCGCCGAGCUGUUCGAGGUGUCGGGCCUGGACCUGCGGACGGCGACGUUCCAGACGUUCACGGCCGAGGUUAAUGCGCUGCCGGGCAAGUACGCACCGGAGAACGGCGGGCUGCUUGUGGUGGCCACGGCAGGCGACUCGCCUGCCGAUCCACCGGUGGGCAUUGUCGCAUACAAGACGCUCCUGCCCGGCGUGGCCGAGAUGAAGCGCCUCUAUGUAGUGCCGAGCGCGCGGAAGGCCGGGCUCGGAGUCAGGCUCUGCCACACCAUUAUGGCCGCGGCGGCGCAGGCCGGGCACACCAUCAUCAAGCUUGACACACUGCCGUGCCUCGCGUCGGCGGUCCAGAUGUACACCACCAAGCUCGGGUUCCGGCCCAUCGAGCCGUACUGCGAGAAUGGUCGCGAUGACGCGCUGUUCUUUGGAGCGAAUCUUGGCCGCAGCAUCUCGUUUCCAUCGGCCGUCGUGCCCAUGCCCGAUCCGUGCGAAUCAAAUGCUGUGCGGCUGAUGUUGCCGCGGUACGCGGCAGCACGGCCGGCAGAGGUGGCCUUGGUGGCGAACGGCGAGUCGGCUACCUGGGGCGAGCUUGAAAGCGUCACAUCUCGUCUCGGACUCAAUCUGAUGGAGUCGGCCGGGGUGGUCAAGGGCGAGAGGGUUUGUGUCGUCGGUCAGCCGUUGCUGGCCACAGUUGAGGCUGUCCUCGCCGUGCUUCGCAUUGGUGGGGUAGCGAUCUGGGUCGACGACGAGGCGGACGUACUCGACAACCUGUCUGCGUUUUCAGUGGUGCUGGCGGGCGGGAGAGCACUUGCUACGCUUACAGAAGGCAUUUAUGCCAGCGGAACCUGUCGGCCGCAGGUGCUCAUCGCCCUGCCUGGCAGCAACGCCGACGGGGCAGUGGCAGCGAGCGCAGUCUGGCCGGACGCCGGUGACAAAAGCGGCAACAGCAAGGACCAUCCGCAGUGGGAGGCUUAUUUGUGCGCAAGAGCAGCGGCGGGUGAUGAAGGACUGCAAGUGGCCGCAAGUGGUGUGACAAGCCAUGCCGAGUUGCUUGCAGCUAGCUCGUCGCUGCAAGAGGCGUUUUCGGCCCAUGGCACGAUGCGGACUGCUGACCGAGGAUGA